This is a messenger RNA of Anoplopoma fimbria (sablefish), 1927 nucleotides long. RefSeq names its product N-terminal Xaa-Pro-Lys N-methyltransferase 1 (gene ntmt1). Lineage: Eukaryota; Metazoa; Chordata; Actinopteri; Perciformes; Anoplopomatidae. The record is from RefSeq and is a predicted model, not a curated record. The transcript has 4 exons. Gene Ontology annotation, molecular function: N-terminal protein N-methyltransferase activity. Gene Ontology annotation, biological process: N-terminal protein amino acid methylation. Bases 92 to 760 code for a protein of 222 amino acids. Gene Ontology annotation, cellular component: cytoplasm.
CGAGCCUCAAAUAGAGAAGUGAAACACUGACCGGACCGGGCUGGUGAGAGGAAGAGGAGGGUGAGGGAGCUGCCGCUGACACAAGACGAGGAUGGGUGACAUAGCAGAUGGUGAGACAAGCUUCUACUCCAAUGCAGAGGUCUACUGGAGGGAGGUCCCCCCCACAGUGGAUGGCAUGCUGGGAGGCUACGGCAGCAUCUCCAGCAUCGACAUCAAUGGAUCCAAGGCUUUCCUGCAGAAGUUCCUUGGUGAAGGGGAAGGAAAGACGGGCACGGGCUGCGCUCUGGACUGUGGAGCAGGGAUCGGCAGAAUCACCAAACGUCUGCUGCUGCCUCUGUUCAAGACUGUAGACCUAGUGGACGUGACGCAGGAGUUCCUGGACAAAGCCAAGACGUACCUGGGAGAGGAGGGCAAGAGAGUUGGGAAGUACCUCUGCAGCGGCCUGCAGGACCUUGUACCGGAGAGUGGACGCUAUGAUGUCAUCUGGAUCCAGUGGGUCAUUGGUCACCUAACAGACGCCCACCUGGUGGAGUUCCUGCGGCGUUGCCAGAAAGCCCUGCGGCCCAACGGCCUCAUCAUCAUCAAGGACAAUGUGUCGUAUGAGGGCGUGGUCCCUGACGAGGUGGACAGCAGCGUCUGCCGCGAUCUGGAAAUAGUUCAUAGUCUGGUGGGCAGAGCAGGCCUCCGCAUCCUCCACGAAGAGCAACAAACUAACUUCCCAAAGGAGAUCUACCAAGUCCACAUGUUGGCUCUCAGAUAGGAGCCUUCCCUCCUCCACGGAACAGUUAAGAGUAUACACAGUAUUUCUAACGUGUUUUCUAGUCAGCAAUCCAUUUAUUAUCUGUGAAGUGAUCCGCAGUGCCAGUUAACUCCUUACUUCAGUCUUCUGCUCUGUGCUAAUUCCUGAGUCAUAUUUUCUGGGCCACCAGGUCUAAAGGUACGGCUGUGUUACACUUCUGUCUUAGUUGCUUCAUCUCCAGUGCAAGACGGCCAAAUUCAAGCAUGCGUUUGCUGUGUCAGUGUGAAGUCCAGCGGGAUUGCAGGUCCAGGUUCAUCUUUGGCUGUGUGGAUAUGCAGUCAGCCAAUAGAAAUUGGAUGCACUGUGUUUGGGAAUGGAGAAGUCACUGUUCUAGAGCUGUGUCAUCACCAGACUACAAACUGCUGCGUCACUGGAUCUAAUGUUCACUGGAUUCAGCUGCAUCACAUCCUGGUUCUAAUGCUACUGGAAGCGUUUCAGAAGCGGAGCAUCAUCAAGCAAUCUAUUCUUACAAAGGCCCAAUUCCAAUAUCAUGGAGAUGUUUUAUGGACAUUUUACAGCGUAUAAAGACAAGUUUGCAGAUGAAUGUGUUAACACAGACUUUGUGGCUGUAUUUAUCAUUUUUUAAUGAGGGAUGUCUUAAUCAACUUUUUGGGGUUCUGAGAAAUGUUGAUUAAAUGGAAAAUGAAACGCUUCUACCUGACUGUACACUGCUCUUUCUAUAACCAGAGAUGUAACGGCUCUGUUCAUAAGGGCCAUUAUACUCCUUCAGAGAGGAGAGACAGAGACAGACAGACAGACGAUGGAGAGAGAGACAGACACAUAUCAGAUUAUGGAGAGAGAGAGGAGACAGACAGCAGACGAUGGAGAGAGAGAUUUUGAUUUCUGAACCAAGGUGUUGAAACAGUGGGCUUCACUCAUUUUUACCAUGUUGAUGUUGGAACAAAAUGAUCUCAGCUGGACAGUUCCCUGGUUAGCUGGUGACAAGCUAACAGGAGUGCGUCGUCUCCACCCAGUCUUUGGGAAUGACUCUUCUACCGUGCACUGCUGGGGUAAUGUCAAAAGGUCUAGAGUGAACUUCCACGCUUGGAUAUGCUGAUGUUGACUGAUGGAAGAAUUCAAUUUCAUUCCAAAUCAGUGAUUGUAUCAUGCAGUCAACAUGGUAGCAGC